AUGUACGAGGGAGACUCUUGGUACAAUGCCUUCGUGCCGCGCACGGCAAAGCCCCCCGAAAAGGCAAAGCACCGGCGGAGAGAGAGCCUGCUCAAACAGGAAAACGAGAGUCAGGCUGACUUGGAGCGCGUAGAAGCCAUCCCGGAGACGGUAGAAGAGGAGACACUGGGGAAACUCAAUGGCCCCCCACCUGCCACCGUGGCCAGACGCGCCAAAUCCUACAGUGACUUCUAUACCGUUGUGCGCGCGCAUUUGAAGAAGGAAAAGGCGCUAGAAAAGAAAAAGUCGAGGGAAGACAUCAGCACCGAGCUGGAGUUUGCCGAAUGGUAUGGCGGAGUUAGCGACGAGCUGCUUGAAGCCAGCCAUGAAGAGUACACGCUCUAUCAGAACCAGCUGCGCAUGACGCGGAACCACCUUGAGAACAUCAUCUCUGAUACCUCGUCCACGCUCGAUAUCCUCUCCUCGCUCUCCGAAUCCUUCAAGAUUGUCGAAGCCCAGACAAAUGCCUUCCGCACCCAGUGUGAGGGCCUGAUCGACGACCAGAAGCGCAUAACGAAACUUGCAGACGACAUGGAACAGAAUCUACGAUACUAUCUGUAUCUCGAGCCUACAACCAAACGCCUUAAUGCUCCAGGCGCGGGCAAGAUCGUGCGUGGCAGCGAGUUCGUCGAGAUGCUGGCAAAUCUGGACAGCUGCUUGGAAUACAUGCAGGCGCAUUCGAAGCACAAGGAGGCGGAGACAUACCGGUCGAGAUACCGCUUACUCCUCACCCGUGCUCUUACCCUUAUCCGCGUUCACUUUACAGAGGCACUUCGAGAGAUUGCAGCUGACGUGGCCAAGAGAAUCGCCGAUAGACAACUGAACGACACCACCAUGUCCGCCUUGCUAUACGCCAAAUUCCGCGUCGGUGCGCCAGAGCUGAAGAGCAUAGGGAUGGAGAUACAAAAACGAGCAGUUCUACCCCCUGGAGCUGCGCCAGGUGGAGAAGCAGAGUAUCAGAGUCUGAUGAAUGAGCUGUACCAAAGCUACUCAACUACCCGCGGGCGCCUCAUCCUACCAAUCGUAACCAAAAAGAUUGGAGAAAUCGCACAAGCUCCAAGUACCUCGACCGAUUUGGUAGCUUUUGCUCGAAGCAGCAUAAGCUACAUACGCGGUAUAUGUUUUGACGAGUGCGACUUAUGGCGUGAAUGGUUCGAAGGCGAUGGUGGCCUGUACGACUUUCUGGAGGCUGUCUGUGAGCCUUUGUACGAUUAUCUCCGACCGCGAACUAUCCACGAGACACAAAUCUUGAAGCUCUGCGAAUUAUGCACCAUGAUACAAACACGAUACAUGGAAGAAGAUGAAGAGGAUUCACCUGUCGAAGCAAACAAACUCGACUUUACCGUCAUAGUACACCCUGCCCUGGAAGACGCGCAAAAUCGAUUAGUGUUCCUAUCUCUUGCAAUACUACGGGACGAUAUUGAACGCUACAAGCCAAAGCCAGGGGAUCUUGAUUAUCUCGCAAAGAACAAGAAGCUAGCCGCCUCAGGAGCCAAGUCAAACCAGCCAGCAUUGUCUGGAAAAAAGCAACCAAAGUCCGAACUUCCACCUACCCCCUUGCCAAAAACGCCCACCAUUGUCGAGGAAGACGAUCCCGAUGCUGGAUGGAACUUCAACACUGAAGCUGCGUUCAAGGAUUGGUAUCCUACAUUGCGGAAAGCAAUUUGGCUGCUCAGCAAGAUCUACAGACUUGUUCAUUCGUCCGUCUUCGAUGAUCUAGCCCAUCGUGUUGUGCAUAGUACCACAUUGUCACUCGUACAGGCUAGCACUCUCCUCACCAAGUCUGCCUCGCCUACAGAUGCCGCUCUCUUCCUAGUUUCACACCUGCUGUUGUUGAAACAACAAAUUGUCGCGUUCGACAUUGAGUUUGUCACGCCCGAAACUACAGUGCAAUACAACUUUUCCAGCGUCACAGAGACCUUUUGGGAGCUCCGUGCUCGUGGCGGUCUAUUCAACCCGCGUAACCUCGUCGGCCUACUCAUUCCAAAGGUCGUGGAGAACAUGUUGGAUGCAAAAGCAGAAGUGGAUGCUCGUCUACGACAAGCCAUCAAUGACUUCACCGGGCAAUUCGUGAGCAGAAUGACGGCACCAAUCGAGAUGAAGAACAACAAAAAGGUACCACCAAACGAAGCGCCAGCCCGCGCAAGCAAGAUACGGCAGAAUAUCGAGCAUGAAACACCAUUCCUAAGAUCAAAACUCGAAGAGUACAUCACCGACGCGCGCACCCGCGAAAUGCUCGUAGCAGCCGUCAUGGAAUCUGUGACUCAGAAAUACGAAGAUUGGUACGACACAUCCUACUCACCAUCGAUUUCAACCCAGAACGGCGCCAGUAGAGGUAAAGGCAAGGGUAGGGAAGACGGGGUCUGGGAUCCAGACGUGUUUAGCGAAUGGUGCGCGAACGUCUUCAAGGUGGGGACGCUGGGUUUGGGUAUAAUGGAUAACGGGCAGGAAGACUAUCAAGACGAAGAUGAUAGCGAUACGGAUAGUAUGGGCGCUGCUAGUGGUAGGACAGGAACUGAUAGGAUGGGUAGCUCGGGGUUGAGGAUUAAGAUGUAA
Messenger RNA from Pyrenophora tritici-repentis Pt-1C-BFP, 2595 nucleotides. RefSeq names its product Sec34 domain containing protein. Gene Ontology annotation, biological process: intra-Golgi vesicle-mediated transport; Golgi organization; cytoplasm to vacuole targeting by the Cvt pathway. Gene Ontology annotation, cellular component: membrane; COG complex; cis-Golgi network. NCBI's taxonomy places the organism in Eukaryota, Fungi, Ascomycota, Dothideomycetes, Pleosporales, Pleosporaceae. The record is from RefSeq and is a predicted model, not a curated record.